GGGGAGGGGGCAGGGCUCGAGGUAUCAUGGAGGAUCAGUUCAUGGAGGAUCAGUAGGCGAACUGUGGCCAUCAGAGGAGAGCAGCGACCGCUCUGAUCUCUGGGAGGUUUAUCAACUGUUUCUCUCUAACCGUCGCGCACGAGACAAACAUGGACAUGAAGAAGAGGAUCACUCUGGAGCUCAGGAACCGGAGCCCGGCGGAGAUUGUAGAGCUGGUGGUUGAUAACAGUCGCUCUGCAGACGGAGAGGUUGAAGGUCUGACGGACGCCCUCACGGAGCUCGAGUUCCUCAGUAUGGUCAACGUGGGUCUGAGCUCGCUGGCUAAGCUGCCCUCACUGCCCAAACUACACAAGUUGGAGCUCAGUGACAACAACCUGUCUGGUUCUCUGGAGAUGCUCUCAGAGAAAUGUCCCAACCUGACGUACCUCAACCUGAGCGGGAACAAGAUCAAAGAGCUGAGCAACGUGGAGGCUCUGGUACAGCACAUACUUACACACAUAUGUGUGUGUGUGUAUGUAUACAUGUGUGUGUGUGUAUAUGUGUGUGUGUAUAUAUAUAUGUAUAUUCACAUCGGGCUGAUCUGGGGUCAGGAGUCAGAGGUCAGGUGA
This is a messenger RNA of Anarrhichthys ocellatus (wolf-eel), 608 nucleotides long. Its product is annotated as acidic leucine-rich nuclear phosphoprotein 32 family member E-like. The record is from RefSeq and is a predicted model, not a curated record. Gene Ontology annotation, molecular function: phosphatase inhibitor activity; histone binding. Gene Ontology annotation, biological process: regulation of apoptotic process. Gene Ontology annotation, cellular component: nucleus. The transcript is spliced from 4 exons. Bases 150 to 608 code for a protein of 152 amino acids. Lineage: Eukaryota; Metazoa; Chordata; Actinopteri; Perciformes; Anarhichadidae.